UUUCACACUGCGCCUGCGCCAUUUGGAGCAGACGACAUUUUGGACGUUUCCGUGUUGGGACACAGGACCAGUUCCUCUUCAUUUUUCACCCCAAAUUGUUCUCUCCCCCUGCAUAACUCCAUCGACAGAUUGUAACGUUUGAUCGCUGUACCUUGGGAGAAAGCAGGGUCAGACUCAAACAUGUGUAUUCUUUUCGUGAAGUUUGAGCCGGCCUGUACCGUUACCGCUGCCCCAGGUGACCGGUACAAACUUGUCCUGGCUGCCAACAGAGACGAGUACUACCACCGGCCUGCCAAACCCGCGCACUUCUGGGGAGAAAACCCGAGAGUUGUGAGUGGCCUGGACAUGGAACCGGGAAGGGAAGGAGGCACCUGGAUCGGUAUUGCAGAAACAGGCCGGCUGUCAGCCCUGACCAACAUCCUGCAGCCUAUACAAGACCCCAACGCUAAAGGCAGGGGAAGUCUCAUCACUGACUUCCUAAGAGGGGACCAAACACCGAUGGCUUAUCUCGAAGACCUUGCUAAAGAAGGUCACCUUUUCAAUGGUUUUAACCUGGUGACUAUGGAUCUGACUCAAGACACGGGUCUGGCCUAUUACAGCAAUGUUUCUCAAGAAGGUCCAAAGCUCUUGUCUCCAGGCCAGUAUGUCAUCAGUAACUCCCUACUUCACACACCAUUUCAAAAGGCAAACAACGGGGAGAAGUUGUUCCGGGAGAUUCUACAAGACAAGGAGGAGGGUGACAAGGAUGUUUUUAUUGAGAGUCUCUUGCAACUUCUUGAUAACAACGUGCAAUUUCCUGAUGACCCACAAGUGAAGCUGCAGGGAACUCAUUUGUCGGAAACUGUGCGACAUGGGUAUACUGCCAUCUGUGUGCGGACACCAAAACGAGCGAACUACGGGACAAGAACCAAUACAGUCAUUCUAGUUGAUCAGAAUGAUCAUGUCACAUUCCUUGAGAAGACAUUGAAACAGCCUAUAGAUAUUGACAAUCCUGAGUGGGAGGUGAACAAGUUUGAAUUUGAUCUCAAGUGUAGGCUGACUAAAUCGCACAUCUAGCAGCCCUCCCACUGGUCAGGCAGGGUGGACAGUGCAAGGUUGUUACAUACAUAGAUAUCUCAUUACAUCUCAAGAGAAAAAUCCUACAUUUAAGAAGUGAAGAAACAAGAAUAUCACAGUUACUAGUAACAAAAAUGCGUGUGGAAGAAUACAUUUACAAAUCUGACUAGUGUAAGCUUUCAGACAUUACAAACCAGUACAGACAUAUAUAUGUAAUUUAGUAAAACCCAUCAGUCCUCAACAAAAUUUUCUAAUCAUGAAGUCCUUUUAUUAGAAAAGGUG
Branchiostoma belcheri (Belcher's lancelet) is the source of this 1338-nucleotide messenger RNA. RefSeq names its product transport and Golgi organization 2 homolog. Bases 181 to 1056 code for a protein of 291 amino acids. Gene Ontology annotation, cellular component: Golgi apparatus. The transcript has 2 exons. Gene Ontology annotation, biological process: protein secretion; Golgi organization. The record is from RefSeq and is a predicted model, not a curated record. NCBI's taxonomy places the organism in Eukaryota, Metazoa, Chordata, Leptocardii, Amphioxiformes, Branchiostomatidae.